Molecule: messenger RNA, 1233 nt
Organism: Phytomonas sp. Hart1
Lineage: Eukaryota; Euglenozoa; Kinetoplastea; Trypanosomatida; Trypanosomatidae
Source: the annotation of a GenBank genome assembly
GUAUAGCGCAGUUAAUCAGUAAAAGUGACGCAACUGCUAGGUAUAUUUUUUACCCUUUUCCUUUUUUAAUAUUACUUAUGCUUGAGGAUUUAAAUUCCUUCGAGGCGAUCCAAUCGCAUCUUAACGACAAGACCUUACAGGACAUCGAGGGCCUGGACCCUUCCGUUUACGGCUUCUGUCGCGGGGAAUGCUGCGGCCCUGUACCGGAGUCGCUACCCAACAGCAUGAAAAUGGAUCGCGAGAUUCUAAUGAUAGCCUCCAACAUGUCCUGUAUGCAGUGGAAUACGCGCGCGGACAAUGUCCCUCACUACCAUGAGCUCAAUCGGAGCUUUCUUAAGGACAGCCCUAAGGCGUCUUUGUUUGUAUGUGAAACCGAUGGCGACGAGUUUAUCCUGCGUUUUCGCACUAACCCGAGCACCCAGCGGUUUGAGAUUAUGCAGUACAGCAUCCCCGACCCUGUCAGUACGCCAUGGAUGGCGAACGGAAUCCUCCAGGUCGACCGCACUGACGAGUGCCUCAUCUUUGUUUGCGCCCACCUUAGCCGGGAUAAGCGCUGCGGAUACUGUGGGGCAGUUUUAGUCCAUCUUUUCCGUCAGGCCAUUCAGCGGAAGAUGGGGGAGGACGGCGCAAAGCGGGUUUCUGUGUUUCCAUGUUCGCAUAUCGGUGGCCAUAUUUAUGCUGGAAACGUUAUGAUGUAUCGAAAAAGCGGUGGAGUUACUUUUGGACUCUUUAAACCCACCGAUGUCGAUACACUGAUUGAUGCGAUUGCUUCGUGUACCGACGAAAUACCUGAGUCCUUACGAUCACGGAUUCGCGGCCAAUUGCAUGUUAACCCCUCUAUAACGGAAGAAAACAAAAGCACGUGUGCGAUUAUGUGAUAACUCCUUUUAUAUCUAUGGUUUUCCUGUUUCUUGUUUAUGUUUAAUACAUGCGCAUGUAUUAACGAUUCACUUAUCACUGACCUUACAUUUCAUCUGGGGGUUACUUAAUUUUAUUGAAAUUUCCAAUGAGACCAAAUUUGAAGCUUAUUAGAUUAUUAUUUUUUUACUUUAUAAGCCACGCAAUCCUAGCAUAAAAGGUGUUUUGCUAUAAUAUAUGUAUCGAAUGAUUUUUAUAUAGAAAUAUAAUAUUGAACUUGCAAAAUAAUUAUUUUUACUGUUCCUAAGUAACCUUUUACAUCUUUGAUACUUAAGUAAAAACACCUUUCAAGAGAUAUAGUAUAAGUAUAGUAAA